This is a messenger RNA of Bipolaris victoriae FI3, 378 nucleotides long. RefSeq lists its product as hypothetical. The transcript is spliced from 2 exons. The record is from RefSeq and is a predicted model, not a curated record. Lineage: Eukaryota; Fungi; Ascomycota; Dothideomycetes; Pleosporales; Pleosporaceae. Bases 1 to 378 code for a protein of 125 amino acids.
AUGGGCUUCCGUAGUUUGAAACGGAAAAGGGAGGAGAUUGAGGCUGUUGCGCGAGGUUACUCGACUCGAGCAACGCGAGCGACUCGAGCAGCGCGCAUUGUUUGCGGAGAGCGCGCGCUGCUUUCCAUCAAAAGGCCCGAAUGCAAUGUGGUUCGAAUCAGCCAUGCGACGCAUCCGAUGAAUUGCUUCUUGCAGGAUCAGGCAGGAGGGGCGCAUGCAAUGCGGUAUCGAGGGACAUUGUGCGAAAAGAAACAACAAGAUCUUGACCAGUGGCCGUCGCGCAUUGCCAUCUUCUCGCCCAAAGCCAGUGUAGAGGGCGUGAUAGGCAGCCAAAAGAAAAGGAGGGCCGUAUCGCAGUUUCCAAUGGGGUGGGCGUAA